AUGAUGUACCCUCCUCCUCCACCGCCGCCCAUAUCAAUUGCCGAAAUAAACGCUCCUCCACCACCUCCAAUGCCUACGCCUUAUGGACCUCAUUCGAAUCUCAUACCGGAAGCAUCGAGGCGUGCGGCAUUGAAUAAGCUAGAUAAUGAGCAGCAAUCGUUGCGGGAUCUCCGUGACAAGUUGGUGGGUUCGCGUUUCUCCGUAGCCGCGAUGCGUAAAGAGCUCCACAACCUGCAGAUAGAGAGGAGUGCGAGAGAUGGCUACGUGUUCAACCUGUUGCGCCAGUACUUCAACGAGAACGGUGGUAUUCUACCACGGCAUAUUGAAGAAGCUUUCAAUGAGGAGUCUACACAAAGAGACCGUCUUGGUCUCUUGGAAGCCAAAUACGACGAAGCUGAAGCACGCUAUAAUACGCUAGAAUGGACAUACUCCCGCAGAGAGACAAGGUUCGUUGAAGAAGUUUUGAACAACAAACUCGUGCCCGACGAAUCCGUUGACCAAGCUCGGAGUGCAGAGAACCCGGAAGUUCAGCAAUUGACCCGCUUCAUGACAGGUUCUAAUGACUUCGAUUUAAUAAAGUCUGAUCUCGCAGCUUCUGGUGACGGUGUUGAGGGCAGGGGUAGAACGCAGCUAUCCACAUUUCUAGCGGAGCAAGCUUUGAUGGUCCCACAGAAAGCAAGUACAGAAUUUCAACAAUCUCGCUCGCAAUGGAGCAACCAGAGCGACUUGACACUAGUCAAUACGAAGAUUUUCGACGAUCUCCACCAGACACACGCUCAUUUACGCUGGGUAGAGAAGAUGAAUAAAAUCGACGGAUGGCUGCUUGGAGUCGUGGAUACCUCGCCCCUUCAAAAGCUUUAUCUGAAAUCGAUACAUGACUUUGGUUUUUCAGACACAAAGGUAUGGUGGGAACGUACGAAAUGGCUUCUGAUACAAGACUAUUCCAAACAUUUCCACACGGGCGAUUCUACGAUUUCCAUUCCUGCUGCAGCCCAACAUGUGUCCAAAUCUACCCGCGAAGAGAUGAGCCAGGAACUAUCUGUUCUUGAACCUCACAGCACAAGUCAAAUGCUGCUUGGUAUGGAGCCAACGAAUGUGUCCGAAGUUGCUUAUAUACCCAAUUUUCUCGCGUCAAGCAACUCCUACGAAACGCUCAGUCAAACAACGACACCCCGCGAACUAUCAGUCGCUACUAGAGAAGAAGCCAAAAACCCGAAAUAUAUUGCCCAUUCACCCCGUCAAAUUUCACCAAGGAGCAUCAUCAGCGUCAACGACGGUCGUCCACACCUUAGCCAUCGCUAUACUCGGUCGCUAUCGGUCGCAGUGGGGGCUGGGGGUCAGACGGAACUAAGUAGCUCGAACAUGACCUCCAUAUCUCUACAAAAGAGAAACGCGGCUCAUAGACGCCACACGUUGCCCGAGAUCAAGGGAGCUGAGCCUAUGGAACCUCGACGUCCAACAACGAACCCCGAGAUCCCUCCAGUCUCGCCAAGCGACGUUCCAUCGCCUCCAGUCCACCCAAAAAGUGAAGAGCUCCUUCUAAGACGUUCAGGCCAGUCCGACAACCAGCUUCCCAGACACUCGGGAUCAAUACGAUCUUUCGCAGCAGCCACUCCACAAUCCGAGUCACCACAAGGCAACCAAUCAUCGUUCGUAAAGAGAUGUCCAGUCAUGUAG
Messenger RNA from Alternaria ventricosa, 1677 nucleotides. RefSeq lists its product as uncharacterized. The coding region runs from base 1 to 1677 and encodes 558 amino acids. The transcript has a single exon. The record is from RefSeq and is a predicted model, not a curated record. Lineage: Eukaryota; Fungi; Ascomycota; Dothideomycetes; Pleosporales; Pleosporaceae.